This is a messenger RNA of Eufriesea mexicana, 3950 nucleotides long. RefSeq names its product pug C-1-tetrahydrofolate synthase, cytoplasmic (gene pug). The transcript has 15 exons. Lineage: Eukaryota; Metazoa; Arthropoda; Insecta; Hymenoptera; Apidae. The record is from RefSeq and is a predicted model, not a curated record. Gene Ontology annotation, molecular function: ATP binding; methylenetetrahydrofolate dehydrogenase (NADP+) activity; formate-tetrahydrofolate ligase activity. Gene Ontology annotation, biological process: tetrahydrofolate interconversion. Bases 1140 to 3950 code for a protein of 936 amino acids. Gene Ontology annotation, cellular component: cytosol.
GGAGUACCACAAUGAUGAGUGAAUCUCCGCACUGCAAAGGGCAGAUGGAAGUUAGAGUAAUAUUGAUUCCGCGUAAGACUGCCCGAGGCGAAUCUUGUGAACGAAGAUUGAGUUGCGGAGACGUAUCAGACAGGAAACGAACAGACAGGACGCAAAAGAAGGAGAGAAGCAAACUCGACAGCUAAAUCACGUAUGCAUGUAUACGUGGAGACGAAGACGAUCAGUAGUUUCGCUCAGAUUGAACACGUGGACUACGAAGUCAGACGGAAAUCUACAUCGUCGAGAAAUUAUGGAUGCCGAUUGCUACAUCGAUCCAGCAAUUUCACGGAGACCGCCAAUUUCCACGUGAUCUUCGACCCUACUACCGUCGGUCAAAUAUUAAUUAACUUUAAGCUACGAAGACCCGCGAGAUUCGAGACUUGCGCGAGCAGAGGUCCUUCGGGAGUUGCCUUGAAAGUGUACUUAAACAGUUAGCGAUCCAAACGUUUACGAGGAGAACGUGAUUGUACUGGAUAAAAGAGGAACGAGGACAGAUAUAUAGAGAGACAGAUUUGUCUCAGGGGAGUCCGCAACAUCAGAGACGCCAUGAAUCAGAGUAACCACGAAUCGCGUUCCUUUGUUGGACUUCCGACCUUCUGAGAUCACAGAAAACCACGUAGGAGGAGGAUCUUGGUUAAUCUUACUAAUCUUCGGCGCUUGCCCCGACCUCGAACGACGAAACGGUAGAACGACCGGUUGAAAACCACGGUCUAACGAUAUUACAGAUCCCCCAAUCAGCGGAAGGAGCGGAUAAAGGACGCUUUCAUUGGGCCGUUUGAAACCGACCUAAAAUCUUUUCAAGUUUGCCAAGACACCGAGGAAAUCUCUAACAGUAUCCACGUGCUCGUAAUCGAGUAUCUAAUUAUUCACAAUGCACUAUGAUCCUUUUACCGAGGUUUACCUGAAAAAUAUUCAAGAAAGUGAAUGAUCAACGAAGAAGAGGAGCUCUGAAAAACAUUUACAUUAACAAUUCCUGCAUUACAGUUAAUAUUACUAAAUGAAUAAAAAAUCUAUCAAACAGCCAAUCCAUUUUUCGUAUUAAAAAUUCUCACGAAAUAAAUUCGUAUGAGAAUCAUCGAAACAAAUUUUUCCACGCAAUCAUGUCGGAUGCACGAGGAAUUGUUUUAUCUGGCACCGAAUUGGCGAAGGAAAUUCGCGAAAAUUUAACAAAGAAUGUAAAAGCACUGAAGGAAAAAUUACCGAAUUUUGUACCUGCUUUAGCGAUCGUUCAAGUAGGAAGCCGAGAAGACUCAAAUGUUUAUAUAAGAAUGAAAAUAAAAGCUGCAAACGAUAUUGGAAUUACUGCGAAUCACAUUAAAUUGCCAAAUACUACAACAGAGAUAGAAUUAAUAAACAAAGUGAACAAAUUAAACAAUGAUCCAAAUGUACACGGAAUUAUAGUUCAAAUGCCACUUGAUAGUGUCAAUGAAAUCAAUUCCCAUUUGAUUACCGAUUUAGUAUCACCUGAAAAGGAUGUGGAUGGAUUAAAUACAAUCAAUGAAGGAAAAAUAGCCACUGGAGACAUGUCAGGAUUUUUACCAUCCACUCCAAAUGGAUGCAUUGAACUUAUUAAAAAAAGCGGCGUACCGAUUGCUGGGGCUGAAGCUGUAGUUUUGGGGAGAAGUAAAAUCGUCGGCACACCUGUAUCUGAACUGUUAAAAUGGCAUAACGCAACUGUAACGGUAUGCCAUUCAAAAACACAGAAUCUUCCAGAAAUUGUCUCUCAUGCUGACAUCUUAGUGGUUGCUAUUGGACAACCCCACAUGGUUAAAGGAAACUGGAUCAAACCUGGUGCAGUUGUAAUAGACUGUGGGAUCAAUUCCAUUCCAGAUUCUACAAAGAAAGCUGGACAACGUUUGGUAGGCGAUGUCGAUUAUGAGGAAGCUGCAAAAAUUGCCUCAUAUAUUACACCUGUACCGGGAGGCGUUGGUCCAAUGACCGUAGCUAUGCUAAUGAAAAACACAAUAAUAUCUGCACAAAGAGCAGCAGAGAAAAUGUUAAAUAGAAAAUGGAAAAUAAGAGUUUUAGAAAUCAAUCCGCAGAAACCGGUACCCAAUGACAUAACAAUUUCAAGGAGUCAAGAACCUAAACCAAUUACAAAAUUGGCCGAAGAAAUUGGUUUGCUUCCUAAUGAAGUCAGCCCAUAUGGAAGUACAAAAGCAAAGAUUAGCUUGAAUGUUUUAAAACGUUUAGAACAUCAACCAAAUGGAAAACUUAUAGUGGUUGCCGGCAUCACUCCAACGCCUUUUGGUGAAGGUAAAAGUACGACAUCGUUAGGUUUGGUACAAGCGCUAACAGCGCAUAGAGGAAAGAACUCAUUUGUUACUUUACGACAACCUAGUCAGGGACCUACCUUUGGAGUAAAAGGUGGAGCUGCAGGUGGUGGAUACUCGCAGGUCAUUCCUAUGGAAGAAUUUAAUUUACAUUUAACUGGUGACAUCCAUGCUAUAACUGCAGCUAAUAAUCUGUUAGCAGCACAAAUUGAUACUCGAUAUUUCCAUGAAUCUACACAAACCGAUCAGGCUCUGUAUGAUCGUCUUGUACCAACUAUUAAAAAUGAAAGGAAAUUUUCAAAAAUACAAUUGAGACGUUUAGAAAGAUUAGGUAUCACCAAGACGGACCCAAAUAGUUUAACAGAAGAAGAAAGAAGAAAAUUUGCAAGAUUGGAUAUCGAUCCCCAAAAUAUUAGUUGGACACGAGUAAUCGAUAUAAAUGAUCGAUUUUUGCGCAAAAUCACCAUCGGUCAAAGUCCAACCGAGAAAGACAAAACGCGACAAACAUCAUUUCGCAUUUCUGUUAGUUCGGAAAUAAUGGCGAUACUUGCAUUGUCUACUAGUGUUGAUGACAUGAAGGAAAGACUCAGCAACAUAGUAGUCGCUUUCAAUAAGAAUGGAGAACCCUUAACUGCUGAAGAUUUUGGUAUGACUGGAGCUAUGGCAAUUUUAUUAAAAGAUGCAAUUGAGCCAACACUUAUGCAAUCGUUAGAAGGAACGCCAGUAAUGGUUCAUGCUGGACCGUUCGCAAAUAUCGCGCAUGGUUGUUCCUCCAUAAUAGCAGAUGCAAUUGCGUUGAAAUUAGUUGGACCAGAAGGUAUUGUAAUAACCGAAGCUGGAUUUGGUAGUGAUAUCGGUAUGGAAAAAUUCUUUGACAUUAAAUGUCGAACAUCUGGUCAUAUACCAAACGCUGUUGUACUCGUUGCAACUGUUAGAGCAUUAAAAAUGCAUGGUGGCGGACCCCCAGUAACAACUGGCGCACCAUUGAAAAAAGAAUAUCUCGAGGAAAAUCUUGAUUUAGUUAGAAAAGGUCUCCCAAAUCUUCAAAAACACAUUAAUAAUGGAAUCAAAUUUGGCGUUCCAGUUAUUGUUGCUAUUAACGUUCACGCUACUGAUAGUCAAGCUGAAUUAGAAUUGAUAAAACAAACUGCAAUCGAAUGUGGUGCAACGGAUGCAGUAGUAUGUAACCACUGGGCAGAGGGUGGUGCUGGCGCUGCAGAGCUUGCAGAUGCAGUUAUAACAAUUACAAAUAAACUAAGUAAUUUCAGAGUACUAUAUGAUCUUAAUAUUGGUAUUGAAGAAAAACUAAAUAUUAUUGCUAAAGAAAUGUACGGAGCUGGACAAGUUGUCUUUGCAGACAAGGUGCAGGAAAAAAUUGAAAAGUACAAUAAAUUGGGCUAUGAUAAAUUACCAAUUUGCAUGGCAAAGACAUCAAACUCCUUGACAGGUGAUCCAGCAAUUAAGGGGGCACCUAUAGGUUUCACGCUGAAUAUUACUGAUAUAUUCGUAUCUAAAGGAGCGCGCUUUAUAGUUCCUAUGGUUGGAGAAAUAAUGAUGAUGCCAGGUCUUUCUACAAGACCAAACAUUUAUGACAUGGACUGGAAUAGUGAAACAAACGAAAUAGAAGGUUUAUUUUAA